Molecule: messenger RNA, 2985 nt
Organism: Acanthamoeba castellanii str. Neff
Lineage: Eukaryota; Discosea; Longamoebia; Acanthamoebidae
Exons: 1
Coding region: 1-2985 (994 amino acids)
Source: RefSeq, a predicted model, not a curated record
AUGACGAUCACCGCCAUCAACGGCACUGCUGUCCUCGACUGCGCUCACAGCGGCCGUGCGUUCAACAUUGUCGCCGGGCCGCCGUUGCCGCCGGUUUCGGUUACGCUGCGCGGGUUCACCGUGCGCAAUGGCCGAGCUGAGGCUGGAGGCGCCGUGGCCGCCGUCGCAGCACACGGUGACGCCGAGGCCCUGGAGGUCAACAACUCGUGCAACGACCAGGGCGGCGCCGUGGCGCUGUCGGCCAAUGACGCGGAGGCGAGCGCGUACGACUUCGUCGGCAAUCGGUUCGAGGCAAACGCGCUGGUCACCUACGACAACUACCCGAGCUCGAUCCUUUACGGCGCCGGCCUGGCCGCCGAAGUGCUCGCCGCCAACGACAGCGUGUUGCGCUUCCGCGACAACCUGCUGGUGCGCAAUACAGGCUGCAACAACUUCACCGACCCCGACUCGGGCUGUCCCAGCGCGCUGGGCGCCGGCCUGGCGCUCCAGCUGGACUGGGUCACCAACGUGAGCCUCGAGUUCGUCGCCAACCGAUUCGAGGCCAACGCGGCCUCGCAGGGCGCCGGGGUCUUCAUGGAGUGCAACGACUACGACCAGGUGUCGGCCAGUUUCCUGGACAACGCAUUCCUGGGCAACGAGGCCCAGGCCAAUGGCGGCGGCCUUGCCCUCUUCUAUGGACUGGACGAUGUCGACUCGUAUCAAGGCCGCGCAAGCCUGGUGCUUGAUUCCAAUGUGUUCCACGGCAACAACGCCUCAAGCGGCGGCGCGGCGCUUAUCCAGCACGCGCCCGACAGGGAGAGGUUCCAAUGCAACCAGUGGCUCUAUCGCGGCUCGACGACCCUGACCAACAGCGAGUUCCUGGGCAACGCGGCCCUGGGCAGCGGCGGCGCGCUGUUCCUCACCCAGGGCACCACCACGCUAAGCAACUGCUCUUUCCAUGGAAAUCAGGCCAUGGUCGGGGGCGGGCUAUCGCUCAACUCCGAUUCGACAGCCAUCUCCAUCGACACCAGCCUAUUCGCCGACAACCGGGCCUCGUUCGCCGGCCACGACCUGUGGUCGGGCAGCUUCGGCGCCUUCACCAUGACCGACUCGACCCUGCAACCGGCCGGCAACAGCAGCGGCGGCAACCGCGAGGGCCUGGUGCUGGUCAUCCCGCACGUGGCCCAGGCCUACGUCGACGACACGCGCCUCACCUGCGCUCCGGGCCAGCAGGUGCAGAACCAAAGCUCGCUCGCGCCGUUCAUUCAACCGUGCCAGAACUCGCUGGGUGCUGGCAGCGCGCUGGUCUCGAUCAACCUCGGCUGCGCCAGCUGCGCCUCGCGAUCGUACAACCUCGUGGCUGACUCGGUCCAGCUAUCGACCGGCGACGACGAUGACGCAGUGACGACGGCGGCCGCGGCCAAUAGUAACUACACGUGCCACGACUGCCCGGGUGGGGCCGACUGCCCGCUGGGCGGGGCGGCGGUGCGGGUCCUGCCGGGCUUCUGGUGCCAGCGCCGCGCGGCCGACCCGAGCGCGCUGCAAUGCUUUCGCUGCCCGCCGGGCUACUGCUCGAGCGCAAGCGACCACCCGCGGUCCUGGGACGACGCCUGCGUCGGGCGGCGCACCGGCCCGCUGUGCGGCCAGUGUGCCGCGGGCUUCAGCGAGGCCUUUGGCACGGUCGAGUGCGCCCCCGACGAUCAGUGCGACGACGCCGCGUGGCUGGUGCCCGUGGCGUUGGUCGUCGGCGCGGCCUACGUGCUGCUCGUGCUCUGCUUCCAGCUGCGCCGCCACCCGCUGUGGAAGUCGAUCACCUACUUCAUGCAGGUGGUCCCGCUCAUCGCCAGCCUGGACAACCCGGGCCUGCGGGCCACGAUCGGCCUCUUCGCGCUGGACCCGAGCGCGGUCGGGCUGCACCUGAGCGCCUGUCCGUGGCCCGGCACCACGGCCGUGGCCAAGAUGACCGCGAGCUAUGUCAUCCCCGCCGUGCUGCUUGCCGAGCUGGCCCUCGUGUGGCUCGGCCACCGGGUUGUGGUCGGCGGCUUCGUGCGAGCCGUGCAGAGUCGACGUCGCCGUGGGCCACUCCUUCAACACCAUCGAGUGAACACUGCCGCCGAUUACAAUUACGAGGACGAUGACGAUGACAAGCCGCAAUCCACUGAAGGUGGCGAUGACGUGGCAUCGACGACUGCGGCCAAGGCCACGACCCCGUACGCGGCGGCGGGAAUGGCCCUCGGCCUGCUGCUGUACCAGUCAAUCGCCGGGACCACGCUCGCGCUGCUCCACUGCGUCGAGGUCGACGGUGUGACACGGCUCUUCCGGUCGGGCGCCGUCGAGUGCUUCGCCGGCUGGCAGUGGGGCCUCGUUGCGGUGCUGGCCCUCAUCGUCGCGCCCUUCCCCCUACUCCUCCUCGCGGCCCGUAUCGUGCUGGGCCGCUACCGGGCCACCAGCGCGACGGCCCGCGGCGUGCUGGGCGUGCUCGAGGGACCCUACCGGCCAGGGCGCCGGUGGUGGGAGAGCGCCAACAUGGCCCGGCGGCUGGUGUUGGCCGCGCUGGCCACUUUCGUGGUCGAUCCCGUGUGGCGCGCGAUGGCCCUCUUCGGCGCGUGCCUCGUGGCGCUCCUGCUCCACGUCCACCUGGCCCCGUUCGCCAGCCGGGCCUACGGGUCGGCCGAAACGGCCUUUCUCGCCAUUCUCGCGGCCAUCGCGGCCCUGCAGGGUCCGCUGGCGGCCUACGCUCAGCUGGGCGCCGGCCUGGGCGGCUCGACGGCGACCAUCAUCGCCAACGACGUCCAGGUGGCCCUCACGCUGCUCCCGCUGGCCUACUGCGCGCUGGUCGCCCUGUGGCUCAACGCGCGGUGGCUCGUCGAACCGCUUUUGCCCGAGCUGGUGCGGCGCUGGUUGGGCUUCAUCGCCAACGACGACACAGAGAACGCGAUCGAAGAGCUGAGCAUGGCCGAACGCAGAUUUGCUGAUGAACGCCUCGCACUACUGCACCAGGAUUGA